UCCAAUUGUAGUAGUGACAAACGCUUAGGAACUCGCUCAGAGUAGAUAGAAAAAGUGAGAUGAGAGAAAAGGGAAAAUAGGAGAAAUAGAGCAAUGUGAACGAACAGGCGAAAUACAAGAGUUCAGAAGUUUUGUGACUACCAUCGAGUAAACACGUCUUUUUAUUACAUCUCGUGAAGACAGAAACUCUAGUUUUCCCUCGCACUUAGAUAUUUCAAGUGGCGUACGAGGAUAGAUUUUUCAAGUAAAGUUUUAGUUUUUUAGCACAAAUUUUAAAUCGCGUGUGAAUUUUUCAGUGCAAUUUUCAGGUGGAUUAAGGAAUUUCCACGAAAUUUAAUCAAGGAGCUCGGCCAAAUUUUCAAGUCGAUCACAAACACCGGCUCAAUCAUUUCUCAGUGUGAAACCAAUUGCGCGAAGAACGUUCCAGUGACCGGGAACGGAAAAGAGAAGUAGAGCGAAUUUUUUGACAGUUCCGAAGCUACCGAAAGAGUGUGUGCGUGAAUCGAUCAACCAAACAUACCAAUACCGACAACACAACGACGAAGCUGGCACGGUCAGCAGGUCAGUGACUACGAAAAAAGCGGCGAAUUUUGUCAACACAAAAGUGCAUCAAAGUGCAUCGGAGGAUUGUUCGGAGGUCAACGAACUUGUGAUUGUGUGGAUGAAGUGCUGCUGUUAGCUGUUGAUUGCCGACGGGAAAGUUCAUCGAUCUCCUGCUGCUGCUGCUGAAGCCGUUCGUCGACAGGGCUGUUUGGAUUCGACAUCGCCGUGGUGUGAAGUUGGUUUGGUCGUCGUUUAGUGUUGUUGCCGGUGCAUCUGGAUUAUUUUCUGUGGAGUUGCUGCUGCUAUUGUGGACCGAACUUUGGUUUUGUACAACGGAGUGCGACAUUUUGCGACAAGUGCAUUUGUUUUUUCGGAUCUUUUGGUGCAUCAUAAAUCAGGUACGUCGUUUUUGUUUUCCUUUUUUUUUUGUUGUUAUUUUUCUGCGAGAUUUUUUUUUGAUUUUUAUUGUUUUGAUUGAUAUUUGGGUCCAAAUUUUGAUUUUAAUUUUGUGAUAUUUCUUGUGCUUCUUUUGGUAAGGAUGACUUUGACGUCGAUAGCCGAUCCUUAUGUACCGUAUUCAAUGCCAUUCAGCCAAUAUCAGGAACAGCUGGAAUGGAUUUUUAAGCACAACGAUUUCCCAGAGGAACGUUACAAAACGUCUUUCCUAGCCGUUUGCGGUAAGGAAGUUUUUAUUGAAUUAAAAAGGCUAUUUCCUGGGAAAGAUUUUAACGAAUUAACGUAUAAGCAAAUAACCGAUGAGCUAAAGAAACGAUACGAUAAAAAUGAUUCGGCUGUUGUGCACAGCUAUAAAUUUUGGACGAAGAGGCAGGGCCGAAAUGAAUCUUUGGAGGAUUUUGUAAUUACUGUAAAAAAUUUAGCUGAGCGAUGUGACUUUGGGGAGUUUAAGGACAGGGCUAUACGCGAUAUGCUGGUUAUAGGAUUGAGUGAUGUGCAACUGCAGAAGAGACUUUGCGAUGAAGAGGAUCUAUCUGCUACAAAAGCGGAAAGGCUUAUCCUUAACUCCGAGAUUUCAGCCAGUAGAACCAGACAACUAAAGCAUGAUGAUGAUAGGAGAGUGAGCGUAGUAGCACGAUUAGGUAACCGACCGGAAGUUUCACGGUCUCGGAACAGAUUCCGGAACCGGAGUCGUAGUUUCGACCGGAACCGAUCGUUCUCGUCCAGGAGUAGGAGUAAUAGCAAAUACCGAGGCAAAAGAGGUGGAAGUUCCGCUAAACCAGUAUAUAUUUGUUCCUUUUGCAAGAAAACUGGACACACAAGAAAGUUUUGCUACAGUUUACACGACAAAAGCCCGCGUAGAAAUCAAUCCAGCGUUAAGUUUGUAGACACUCCAAAGCCAUCAACUAGCUCCAAAGAUUCGGGACUUUUUAAGCGGUUAAAGAAAGAUCUAGAUAACGAUUCUGAUUAUUCCGACGGCAUGCCUUGCUUAAUGAUUUCGUCUUCGUCCGUCAACAAAAUCAAUGAACCCUGCUAUGUGGAGGUGCUAGUAAGCCAGAAGCGUUUGACCAUGGAAAUAGACUGCGGAUCAGCGGAGAGUGUGAUUUCAGAAGAGCUGUACUUACGAAAUUUUGCAAAUUGUAAGCUGCAAAGCUGCAAUAAAAAGCUAGUAGUUAUUGACGGUAACAAACUAAAAGUUGUUGGAAGAAUUUACGUAGACGUGCAGCUCGCUGGAAAGCGCAAACAACUGAGCAUGGUUGUGUUGCGUUGUAACAACGAUUUUAUCCCGCUGGUUGGCCGGACUUGGCUAGAUGAGUUCUAUUUCGGUUGGCGAAACACUUUUGCCAAUCCUCCGUCGAUGGUGGGGAACAUUAACCUGGCUGAUGAGCAGAAUAUUGUUGAUGAAGUACAAAGUAAGUUUCCUACAAUUUUUACUAAAGAUUUUUCCAGUCCGAUAGUUGGUUAUAAGGGAGAUUUAAUCUUGAAGGAGGACACACCGAUUUUCAAAAAGGCCUACGAAGUACCAUUACGAUUGAGACAGCAAGUGAUUGACUAUUUAACGGAUCUGGAAAGACAAGGAGUUAUCACACCAGUUGAAGCCAGCGAAUGGGCUUCACCGGUCAUUGCUAUUGUGAAGAAGGAUCAGACUAUUCGCUUGGUGAUAGACUGCAAAGUCUCAAUAAAUAAAGUUUUGCUUCCAAAUACGUAUCCUUUGCCUGUAGCGCAGGAUCUGUUUGCUACACUUUCGGGUUCAACGGUUUUUUGUUCCUUGGACCUAGAGGGCGCUUAUACACAGCUGCUUUUGACUGAUCGUUCACAGAAGUUCAUGGUAAUCAAUACCAUUAAGGGCCUCUACUGCUACAACAGACUUCCUCAAGGGACUUCGUCUAGCGCAGCAAUAUUCCAGAAGGUCAUGGACCAAGAGGGAUAUUUGCCUCCGGCGAAGGUGUUGGAUCCGAUGUUGAAAUUUUCAUUCCGUUGCUGCCGGGCGCAUCCGCUACCGCACUGGGAACACGCGAUUGAGCCACCACCGCCGGUGCUGCUUGGUUGCCGACGGCACGUCCAACGCGCUCGGCAGUGUGAAGCAGAAUGGGAGAGCGAAAAUGCUCUCUCCCGCUCCACCGCGGUCGACGCUCGGAAGAAUACUAACUCAGACCAGACCGGCACGGCAGCGCUCUGCCGAUGCGUUCCCAUCGAGUAG
This is a messenger RNA of Aedes albopictus (Asian tiger mosquito), 3199 nucleotides long. RefSeq lists its product as uncharacterized. The transcript is spliced from 3 exons. Bases 1082 to 3199 code for a protein of 705 amino acids. Lineage: Eukaryota; Metazoa; Arthropoda; Insecta; Diptera; Culicidae. The record is from RefSeq and is a predicted model, not a curated record.